Messenger RNA from Rhodotorula toruloides NP11, 1344 nucleotides. RefSeq lists its product as uncharacterized. Lineage: Eukaryota; Fungi; Basidiomycota; Microbotryomycetes; Sporidiobolales; Sporidiobolaceae. The coding region runs from base 1 to 1344 and encodes 447 amino acids. The record is from RefSeq and is a predicted model, not a curated record. The transcript is spliced from 2 exons.
AUGCCAGCCAGUCUCCCGCUCGAAACUGUCCUCGACAUUGUCCGCGCGUACAUCCAGCGCGACUUCUUCUACGAGGACUGGUCGCCCUACCACCAUCGCCUCGCGACGCUCUGCCUCGUCUGCAAGGCCUUCAAGGACCUUGUGCAGCGGGUCCUAUGGUCUCGUUUGCGCCUCAGCAGCGACGCCCAACUCGAAAAGCUCGCCGAGCCUGAGACUGGCACCUCGCGCCUCUUCCAGCACGUCGAGGAUUUCGCGGGACUCGGGCCUGACUGCGACGGGCAUUUCCGCGAUGGCCUGCAAGUCGACGAGCUCAUCGGGUCGCUGCUGCCGAACGUGCGGAGCGUUGCAAUGCGCAGCUUCGGCGGGAGCGUCUUCGACAUGGAGAGGGUGGCGUUUUGCAUGGCCCUAACGUCCCUCGCCCUCGAGAGCUAUUUCUUGUGCGACAUUUCGAGAUCCCUUGUCCUCGCCAACCUGUACGACUUAUCGCUCGUCCGCGUGAGUAGCGCUUCGCCCUACGGCGUCUCGCGCGUUCUUCACGAGGACUGUACGCCAGCUCUUCGGCGGCUCUACCUCGCAGAUAUCUUUGACGCCAACGAACCUGACUCCUGGUUCCCCGAGCCUCGUCUUCCAAUUCAAGGCCUCGACCUGCGCCGCGUCAAGACUGUCCAGCUCAAACCGGAGAGCGUUGAGCUGCUUCCCUCGGCUUUGUACCACCCGGACGGCCCAUUCGGCAACAAGUCGGACGUCCUCCUCUCUUGGACGGCGCAAAGCGGCUACCAGCUUUCGGGGUCCUUCGAGCUCCCUCGCUUUUUCCAGCUCCACAUUUUGCACUGGAUGCUUGAAGCCCCAACGUCGCAGUUCACCGAGGCGAUCAGAAGCGUGCUCGACAUCGUUUGGGGCGAAGAGUUCGAGGUCAUCUUCCUUCCGUCGAGCGUCCGCAACCGCGCAAACGUCCCGACCUGGAUCCAGCGAGGCCUCCGCACUCUCUUCGACGAAUGCAUCGACGCCGGCAUCUCGAUCUACUUCUACAGUGACAGCUCGGAGGAGUCGUCCUUGCGCAUGUCGGACGCCUUCCUCCGCUUCGUCAACGACCCGUCGAUGCCGGAUGAGAGUCCUCUCAUCGUUGAGUCUGUCGUUGAGUCUCGCCGGUCGAGGACGGGCGAGGCAACGUCACCCAAGACUCACGAAGAGACGCUUUGGACUUUCGCCAAGAGCUUCGGAGAGAUCGGAGAUCUCGACGAUGAGGACGACUUGGGCGGCGACUUCUACUCGGAGGACGAGGGCGAGGAUGAGGAGGACGACGAGUGGGGUACGGAGGAAGAAGAUGCGGAAGUGGAGGAGUGA